Anopheles marshallii is the source of this 1542-nucleotide messenger RNA. RefSeq names its product potential E3 ubiquitin-protein ligase ariadne-2 (gene ari-2). The record is from RefSeq and is a predicted model, not a curated record. Gene Ontology annotation, biological process: positive regulation of proteasomal ubiquitin-dependent protein catabolic process; protein polyubiquitination; ubiquitin-dependent protein catabolic process. Lineage: Eukaryota; Metazoa; Arthropoda; Insecta; Diptera; Culicidae. Gene Ontology annotation, cellular component: ubiquitin ligase complex; cytoplasm. Gene Ontology annotation, molecular function: ubiquitin conjugating enzyme binding; ubiquitin protein ligase activity; zinc ion binding. The transcript is spliced from 6 exons. Bases 1 to 1542 code for a protein of 513 amino acids.
AUGGCCGACCAAGAAUCGGACAUGGAAUAUUCGUCCGACAACGAUUAUGAAUUCGAGGACUAUUACAACUCAGGUGAGGAUUGUGACAUCGAGCAGAUCGAUCCGAAGCGUACCGAUCCGGAAUAUUUCGUGUACGAGUGUCUGAACGUGGAAGAGGUGGAAAAGCUGUUGAACGAGUCGGUGGAAAAGCUUAGUACGCAGCUGCAAAUUACGCCAUCGUUGGCCAAGGUGCUGCUGCACGAAACCCGCUGGAACACGGCCGAAGUGAUCGAGCGGUACCGCAACAACGCCUCCAAUCUGCUGGUCAGUGCUCGGAUCAAAGCGGCUGCACCGUCGGUGCCCCCGCCCGCACAACUACCCGUCCCGUCCACAUCCACUGCCGUGGUGGUGGUCGCUUCAGCGCACCAAACCAUCGGUUCCACCAGCACCACUACGACGGCGACGGUGACCGCUUGCUGCUAUCGGACGCAACUGUGUCCGGUCUGCGUUACGGUGCAAUCGACCGACAAAUUUCACGCCCUCUCCUGUCAGCACUCGUUCUGUCGCGACUGUUGGGCGAUGCACUUCGAGAUCCAGAUCGGGCAGGGCAUUUCCACGCAGAUCGAAUGUAUGGAGCAGCGCUGUGAUGUGCGCGUGCCGGAAGAUCUCGUGCUGACGUUGCUGAAUCGACCGAUGUUGCGCGAUAAGUAUCAACAGUUUACGUUUGCCGACUACGUCAAAUCGCAUCCGGAACUACGCUUCUGUCCCGGUCCAAACUGCCAGACGAUCAUUCGUAGCCAGGACAUUAGCCCGAAGAAGGCCGUCUGCCGGAUGUGUAAGAGCGCGUUCUGUUUCCGGUGCGGUACCGAUUAUCACGCACCGACCGACUGCCAGAUCAUACGCAAAUGGCUGACCAAGUGUGCGGACGACAGUGAGACGGCCAACUAUAUCAGUGCCCAUACGAAGGACUGCCCAAAGUGUCACAUCUGCAUCGAGAAGAACGGUGGCUGCAACCAUAUGCAGUGCUUUAACUGUAAGCACGAUUUCUGCUGGAUGUGUCUCGGUGACUGGAAGGCACAUGGGUCGGAGUAUUACGAGUGUUCGCGGUACAAAGAAAAUCCUAACAUCGCCCACGAGUCGGUACACGCGCAGGCUCGGGAAGCACUCAAGAAGUACCUUCACUACUACGAACGUUGGGAGAAUCAUUCGAAAUCGCUACAGCUCGAGCAGCAGACGCUCGAUCGGAUGCGGACGCGUAUCAAUGAGAAGGUGAUGAAGGGGCUCGGUACGUGGAUCGAUUGGCAGCAUCUGUUCGAUGCGGCCACCCUGCUAGCCAAAUGUCGCUACACGCUACAGUACACAUACCCGUACGCGUACUACAUGGAAUCGAGGAAGGAGCUGUUUGAAUACCAGCAGGCUCAGCUCGAAGCGGAAAUAGAGAAUCUUUCCUGGAAGGUAGAACGAGCGGAAACGACCGACCGUGGUGAGCUGGAAAACCAAAUGGACAUAGCGGAAAAGCGACGAACGACACUGCUGAAGGAUUUCUUUCCAACGGAGGCGUAA